Messenger RNA from Anopheles stephensi (Asian malaria mosquito), 2282 nucleotides. RefSeq names its product UPF0430 protein CG31712 (gene Arglu1). Gene Ontology annotation, molecular function: cadherin binding. The transcript has 5 exons. Gene Ontology annotation, cellular component: mitochondrion; nucleoplasm. The record is from RefSeq and is a predicted model, not a curated record. Lineage: Eukaryota; Metazoa; Arthropoda; Insecta; Diptera; Culicidae. The coding region runs from base 191 to 943 and encodes 250 amino acids.
AAAAUGCCCCUUCUAGAAAUGUCAAGUGCGGUUUUGCCCAACCUCGUUCUGGCUCAUUUUCAUGAAGCUGAAGAAAGCUUUGGGUGUGUGUACAUUUUUCGCAUCGUAUUUCGAGUCGUAAAAUCGAUUUUUGAUCAAUUUUUGCGGUAUUAUCCGCUAACAGCACCGGCCAAGUUUCGUUCUUCCAAACAUGGGUCGCUCGAGAUCCCGCAGCCGGUCACCCAAAAAGCACAAAAGCAAGCACCGCAAGAGGAGCAAAUCUCGCUCGUCCUCGUCCCAUCAUCACCGCAGCAGUUACGAUAAAUACAGAGAGCGCAGCUCGAAAUCCAGAAAACGAUCGCUAUCCGAAUCCUCCGACAGCAGCAGCGAUGGAUCGAACAGUGGGUCCCGGCAUCACCACAAAAAGAGCUCCCGCAGCCGGAAGCUAACCGAGGUCGAACGUUUGGCCGAGAUGGAACGCCAGAGAAGGCAGAAGGAAGCUGAACAAAAGAUGAUCGAAGAGGAAGCAGCCAAACGGAUAGAGCUGCUAGUGAAGAAGCGUGUCGAGGAGGAGCUAGAAAAGCGAAAAGACGAAAUCGAGAUGGAGGUGCAGCGGCGCGUUGAAGCCGCCAAAAAGCAGAUGGAACAGGAGAUGAUGCUCGAGCUGGAAAAGCGAAGGGAGCAGGCACGGGAGGAGGAACGGCGGCGUGAGGAGGAAGAGCUUAAAAAGCGCCAGGAACUCGAGAAUAUUCUCGCUGAGAAUAAUCGCAAAAUAGAGGAGGCCCAGCGCAAGUUGGCCGAAGAUCGUCUUGCGAUUAUUGAAGAGCAAAGAAAGAUGGACGAAGAGCGCCAAAAGAUGCGCAAAGAGCAAGAGAAACGCAUCAAAGAGGAACAGAAGAUGAUCCUGGGCAAGAACAAUUCGAGACCAAAGCUUUCGUUCUCGCUGAAACCGGGUGUGUCGUAAAUAGGGUGGCAACAGCGUAAAGUGUUUCGAUUGCGCCGUGGCGGCAAUGGAUAGUGUCUAACCAUCAUCCAUCAUAUGCUGCGGUGGGGUGCUGGGAACGGAAACGAAACGCCAACCAUGCUCCAUCCUUCCUCCCUUCCUUUCUGUUUGUAUGGCGCUCUACGUUCUCUCGUUCACUUUUCAUGUGCAUCCAUCAUCCAUGUAAGCAGUAGGAUGUAAGAAUUUACUAGGAUGUCUUUGAAAGCAACCCUAUUAGGCAAUCCUUCAACCUAGCAUAAGUAGUGGUAGCGUUAGCUACCAUUUCCCGCGCGGACUGUAACGUACUGUUCCUUGUUUGGAAAGGAAUCACUAAUGCAAUCUGCUUCACUCCUGGUGUGACAUAUCGAUGCACUGUACUACGUCUGCCUAAAUUGGCUUACAAGGUGUAUGUUUAUCACGCAGCCAGACGGUGUUCUUUCUUUGCUACUCAGAAGCCCACCCGCUGGUCAGUAUUGGUGGAGGUGUGGUGUGCGCAUGUAAGAUCCUUCGCUCAGUCACACACUUUUGCAAUGGGAAAAAAGCGAUAUCAUUUUCGGGGUUUAUGCGUAGUUGGUUUUUUUAUUUGUUAUUUGUUUGCUACCAAAUAACAAACGGGUUCUGGUUCUGGUUUGAACAACAUGCAGUGCACACCGUUUCACACACAAUGGUUGAAAGUGCAGAUAUAGAUAAGAUAUUAAGUGGAUCGCGUAUCGCGGUUUUGUGGUUUCUUCCAUUUUGUAAACGAUCUUUUUGGAUGCGAUCGGACGGGUUUUAAAAUCUUUGAGCCCGUCAUGAUCUUUUUUUAUCUCUUAUCGGAUCGAUCGGUCUUUGUUGCCAUGUUGUUGUAACUAGUUGUGUAGAAAACGUAAGAAACUCUCUUUUCCAUCGCUCGGCACUCAGGGUUGCUUGCGUAUUUGCAGGCAGCUCCGUGUAGCUGCUCUACCAACAUUGAUUGUACAUUUGUUAAUUGUUUUUAUGUUUGCAUUUCUCAAUUUAGUUUCUGCAAUAAUCCAUCAUUAAACCUUUGACUUGAAGGAACCCUAAAUUUGGAACAGCAAUACAUUUUCCAAUUGAUGAUGUGUGUCUCGUUUCUUUUUGUAACCCGGUUUCUCUCUGCAAGACAAAUGAGUGUUAUUCUAAAUCAAACCUUUCAACGAGGAAAGUUUGCUAAAAAAAAAAUCUCUGUCGAAUCGUUCGCAAUUCUUUGCAAGGCAAUAAUGACGCGCAUUAUGGAGGUAUCGGAGCAGUGAAAAACAUAAUGACGAUAACCUUGAGUCAAGUAAUAAACAUCGGAGUAAGGGUUUCCCUUCAUUUACUAAAA